GGCACUCCCAGGUAACCCAUCUCUUUCGUUCAUGGUUUAAGCCUCCGAAAAUGGUAUCCAAUCACCGCCCGAUGGGGGCACCGCACUUUGUUCUCGUCUUCUUUCUCCUCCCGCUGUUCUGCUGCUUUCCCGGAGGAGCACCGGAUCUGGCGGCCGACGGGGCGGCGCUCCUGGCCUUCCGCGCUGCCGUGGGGCGGGCGGCGCGGCGGUGGAACGCGUCGGCGACUCCGUGCUCGUGGGUGGGUGUGAAGUGCGACGGCGGCCGCGUCACCCAGCUCCACCUUCCGGGCUCGGGUCUCAUAGGCCAGAUUCCGGCUGGGACCCUCGGCAACCUCACGGCGCUCCAGUCGGUCAGUCUCCGGUUCAACGCCCUCUCCGGGCCCCUCCCGCCGGACCUCUCCGGCUGCAAAGAGCUCCGGGCCGUCCAUCUCAAUGGGAACCGUUUCUCCGGCGGGAUCCCUACCGGCUUGUUCUCCCUCGGGAAGCUCGUCCGUCUCAACCUCGGCAGCAAUGACUUCACAGGCGGGAUCUCGCUUGCGUUCAACAACCUCAGCCGCCUCAAGAUGCUCUACCUCGAGAACAACAGUCUCUCCGGCGAGAUCCCCGACCUCAGCCUCCCUAACGUCGUCCAGUUCAAUGUCUCCUUCAACCCGCUCAAUGGAUCCAUCCCGGCGGGGCUCCGCGGUAUGAAGCCGGACGCAUUCUUGGGCACCCACCUCUGCGGCAGGCCGCUGCGCGCCUGCCGCGGCGAGAUAUCACCGGCUUCGCCACCCUCGCCGUCGCCGGCGCCAGGGAUAAGCGGCGGGACCAAUGCUGGCGGGGGAAAGAACAGCAAGCUCUCCGGCGGGGCGAUCGCCGGGAUCGCCAUCGGCGCCGCCGUCGUGUUACUGAUCGUGGUGGCACUUCUCAUCAUCAUCUGCCGGAGGGGAGGAGGGAGCAAGACGCGGACGGUGGCGGCGGCCGUUGGGGUUGGGAAGCCGCCGGAAUCUGACACGGCGCCGAGGGACAAGGGGACAGCCGAGAACGGGACGGGGUCGCAUCCGCCGGCGGCGGCGGCGGCGGCGGCGGCGGCGGCGGCGGGCGGGAACGUGAAGAGCCUGGCGUUCUUCGGCGGGGGGCCGAGGGUUUACGAUCUGGAGGAUUUGCUGAGGGCUUCGGCGGAGGUGCUGGGGAAGGGGACGACAGGGACGACGUAUAAGGCAAUGCUGGAGAUGGGGAUGGUGGUGGCGGUGAAGAGGCUCAAGGACGUCAACCUCCCGGAAAAGGAGUUCCGGGAGAAGAUCGGCGCCAUCGGCGCGAUGGACCACCAGAACUUGGUGCCCCUGCAAGCCUUUUACUACAGCAGGGAUGAGAAGCUUCUUAUCUAUGAUUACAUGCCAAUGGGAAGCCUCUCCUCUCUUCUCCAUGGGAACAGAGUAUCUGGUCGCACACCUCUUGACUGGGAGACAAGAUCCGGCAUUGCCCUUGAUGCAGCCCGGGGCAUCGAAUACAUCCACUCCAUGGGCCCUGGAGUCUCACAUGGCAACAUCAAGUCCUCCAACAUCCUCUUGGGCAAAUCAUUGGAUGCCCAUGUCUCCGAGCAUGGCCUUGCUAAUCUAGUAGGCCCCUCCUCCACACCCAACCGUGCUGCCGGCUACCUUGCACCAGAGGUCACCGAUGUCCGAAAGGCCUCACAGAAAGGCGAUGUGUACAGUUUUGGGGUGCUUCUACUGGAACUGCUUUCGGGCAAGGCCCCAGCCCAGGCUUUCCUCAAUGAGGAGGGCAUUGAUCUGCCGAGGUGGGUUCAGUCAGUCGUCCGAGAGGAAUGGACUUCAGAGGUAUUUGAUCUUGAGCUACUAAGGUACCAGAAUGUAGAGGAGGAGAUGGUACAGCUGUUGCAGCUGGCUGUAGAUUGUGCCGCACAGUACCCAGACAGCCGUCCAUCAAUGUCGGAGGUGGUGGUCCGGAUCGAGGAGAUCUGCAGGUCAAGCCAAGCAUCCGCCCAAAGAAACCAGCAUCAGGAACACCAUGACCAAUCAUCUAAUCGUACCGAUUCCAUUGACCAGUCCAGGCCUUCUGGGUUUUGAUUCUUGACCAAAAGGAUUUGUAGUCUCAUCAAGAAACCAACAAUUGCUGUCUGUGCAAAAUUCUUUCUAGGAUCAAUGUUGGUUGUUUAGUUGUUUCCCCCUGGGAGUAAAAAGAUGGUUAUGUUCUUUUAUUUCUUUCAAUUUCGACGGUUUAUGUGGUUUUUUUCAUGUUAUUAGUUUGGUUUCUUUUUAACAUUUUUAGGAGUUUUGGAUGAUGUUAGGUUGAGUAACUUGGCUUGUAGCUCUUGAUGUUUCCUUCUUGCCUUCCAUCUCAGUUUAUUCUUUUCUUGGUGGAUGAGAAAAGAAACUGGUUGUUCAUUGAUGUAAUUAUAUUUUACGGUUUCUGAAUAUUUUGAGCGCUGUUAAUAUUUGAUGAUGCUUCAGUUUCUUAAUGGUGGAACAUGAGACCUUUUAUUCUGUUAGGUGAACCAACACACACCAUUUUGAUGCUGGUGUCCAUGAUAUUUUUUAUUUGAAUAGUGGAAGGUGACAUGUUGUUCA
Molecule: messenger RNA, 2567 nt
Organism: Elaeis guineensis (African oil palm)
Lineage: Eukaryota; Viridiplantae; Streptophyta; Magnoliopsida; Arecales; Arecaceae
Product: probable inactive receptor kinase At1g48480
Biological process (GO): protein phosphorylation
Molecular function (GO): ATP binding; protein kinase activity; protein binding
Source: RefSeq, a predicted model, not a curated record